Daldinia childiae is the source of this 264-nucleotide messenger RNA. Its product is annotated as 40S ribosomal protein S21. NCBI's taxonomy places the organism in Eukaryota, Fungi, Ascomycota, Sordariomycetes, Xylariales, Hypoxylaceae. The record is from RefSeq and is a predicted model, not a curated record. Gene Ontology annotation, cellular component: ribosome; cytosolic small ribosomal subunit. The transcript is spliced from 2 exons. Gene Ontology annotation, biological process: endonucleolytic cleavage in ITS1 to separate SSU-rRNA from 5.8S rRNA and LSU-rRNA from tricistronic rRNA transcript (SSU-rRNA, 5.8S rRNA, LSU-rRNA); translation; endonucleolytic cleavage to generate mature 3'-end of SSU-rRNA from (SSU-rRNA, 5.8S rRNA, LSU-rRNA). Gene Ontology annotation, molecular function: structural constituent of ribosome. The coding region runs from base 1 to 264 and encodes 87 amino acids.
AUGGAAAACGACAAGGGAGAGAUCGUGGACCUGUACGUCCCCCGAAAGUGCAGCGCCACCAACCGCAUCAUCAAGGCCAAGGACCACGCUUCCGUUCAGAUCUCCAUUGCCAAGGUCGAUGAGAACGGCCGACAGAUCCAGGGCGAGAACCACGUCUACGCUCUUUGCGGAUUCGUUCGCGCCAUGGGUGAGAGCGACGAUGCUCUUAACAGACUCGCUCAACGGGAUGGUCUCGUGAAGAACGUCUGGAGCGCAGUGCGAUAA